Messenger RNA from Dinoponera quadriceps, 700 nucleotides. RefSeq names its product transmembrane protein 203. Lineage: Eukaryota; Metazoa; Arthropoda; Insecta; Hymenoptera; Formicidae. Gene Ontology annotation, biological process: intracellular calcium ion homeostasis. Gene Ontology annotation, cellular component: endoplasmic reticulum. The record is from RefSeq and is a predicted model, not a curated record. Bases 115 to 528 code for a protein of 137 amino acids. The transcript has a single exon.
GAUUCGGCCGAUCAGUGCGUUUGAGUAACAAGACUGUGUACAAUAGAGUAACGGAAAUAUUAAUUGAAUUACUAUCAGAAUAUUACGGGGGCACAAAGUUGUAAUAACUUCACAAUGAUCUUUUCCUUGGAGGAAAUAGUCCAUUUGUUAGGGUUAACACUCUUUGAGAUGUGGAUCAAUUUGGUCGCUUUAACAAUCUUUACUGUACUGCUAGCCUUCAAAUUAGAUAACAAUUAUUUUUUGGAGUCAUCGGGAUGGUGGACCGUUUUCUCACCACUUUUCGUAGCCGAUGGCUUGAACACAUAUUUUUGUGCAAUCAUAUUUAUAAGAAUGCACAUGGAGGGAAUGAUCAAGGCGGCUAUUUUUAGAGCAGUAUGGAGCCUGAUAUCGUUACUCCUGAUCUUUGUCUUUAAGUAUCUGUUAUGUAAAAAGCUAGCUGGACAAAGCACGUUAGAAUACUCGGAAGUUAUGAGCCCUGUAUUCAUUCUCCUGCAACUGGUAGCAGUGAGAGCCUGUCACAUUCAUUGAAGGAAGUACGAAACGUUUUUUGGACGUAUCAUAGUGCUUCCCCAUGAUAUCCCAUGAUAUUUCCCAAAUAUCUGCCAUGUAUGAGGACAUGCGUUACCAUAUAUCAUAUAAUGUACAUAUAUAUUUCAUAAAACUCAUUUUCUAGAUUAAAUCAUGAAAAAAAAUGUUUUGC